Molecule: messenger RNA, 2832 nt
Organism: Darwinula stevensoni
Lineage: Eukaryota; Metazoa; Arthropoda; Ostracoda; Podocopida; Darwinulidae
Source: the annotation of a GenBank genome assembly
AUGGUGUCGUACGAACGACGAUGCUCAGGAAUCAUGGCCGCGAAGAAAGAGCUCAUGCGGUUGGAAGCCGAUAUCGAGAAAAACCGAGAAGAAUGUAAUUGGGAGAGAGUCACUGACUUAGCAAGGCAGCGCUUCAAUAAGAACCAGAAAGAGAAAGAUGCAUUGUCCGCAUUCCUUAUCGGAGAGGGAAAACUGGAGUCUUACUUGGAGAAGAAUCCCCCGUCCGAGGACAAGUAUCAGUGUGCUAGAGGAUUUUUGGAUGAAGCGAGAUAUUUCCUUUCUCAGUCUAUCGGAGAACUUGGAGUAAAAUGUGGUGUAGCAAUGGAUGCACAGAUUCUUCUGGCAAAACUCUGCUAUGCUGAACACAAAUUUGAGGAAGCCCUCAAUUUCUACUCCAAAGCUGGACUUGAUAACCUGACAGAAAAGGCUCUACCACUGCGCUCACUGAGGAUGAUUGCUGAAGCUUAUUCCAUCAAAGGUCGUUGCUUGGAGAAGCUGCCACCCCCAAGCACUAGCAAGUUCAGGCAAGCUGAGAGAUUAGAACAAGUCCUUGCAUGCUAUGAGAAAGCAAGUAACCUUGCCCUUGUUUAUGUUCAAGAGGUGGAGAAAAGUUUCCUUGCAUCCUCAUCAGCUACAGCUCCUACAACUGGGACGACAUCUGAUAAUCCCAGAGCACAGUUGGGGGUACUGCUAGAGACAGCCCUAGAAAGAGCACCAUUGUUACUCCUCCAGUCUGGUCAGCUGAAUCGAGCCAUUUCUCAGUAUAGAACCAUCAUGUCAUCCGUGCAGUCAGCAGCAACCCGGCAUGUCAGAUUGAGUCUUCUCAAGAGUUUUGCUCAAGUAUUGCUUCGUGGGAUCUGUCCUCAGAAUUAUGUGCCACCUGAGAUAGUGCCUGAAACUUAUGACAGAAAGAGUACUCUGGACAAGAACAAGAGUCCAUGGCAACCAGAAAAGUAUAAAGGGGCAAACAUGUUUAUACCUAACUCUUUUCAGGAAGAAGUCAUCCUUGUACUCCUCAUUGGAGAGGUCUUGGCUGUCAGAGAAACUGUUCUCAGUCGAAAUCCAGAUCAUGCUGAAGCACGACAACUGGCAUUUGAGACUGCUUGCUCCAUCUAUGACCUCCUGUCCAUUGUUCUUGUGCCGUGGAAAGAAAUAAGUAUUUUAACUGAGUUAUUUGAACGUGCGAUGAAGUUCUCAUUUGAAGAGAAGCACAUCUGGUCUCAGUUUGCACUCUGCCUAUAUAGCAGUGGAUUGUAUCCCAGAUCUCUUGCCACCCUGAAGGAGGCAAUCAGGCUGUCUCCUUCUGCCACUCAUCUUCAUCUUCUUGCUGCCAGAACUUGCUUUGAACAUUUGAACCAAGUGGAUGAAGGACUGCAACACGUACACAAUGCUUUGAAUUGUGAACGAGAGAAGAAUGAGGAGUUCAUGGGCCGGUGCCUUGUUUACAAGGGAAUUGGGAUCUAUAUGAAGAGCCGAGCACAGAAUCUGCACCAAGAUAGAACUAAGCUUCUUCAAGAAGCAGAAGAAUGCUUCCUCAAAGCAGCUGCUGUUGAUGAGGGUGAUCAUCUAGUACAAUUUUAUGUUGCUCUAUUGGCAGCCCACCAUCGACGGAUUUCUGAAGCAGUAAGCCAUGUAAAGGUGGCACUCAGCCUUCGUCGGGAUCACCUACCUUCCUUGCAUCUGUUGGCCCUCCUUCUGUCAGCGCAGAAUGAUAAUGUGGAAGCCUUAUCUCUGACAGAAGCUUCUUUGAAGGAAUAUCCAAAUUCCAUGCCUCUCAUGUACCUAAAAGCCAUUUUGGAGGAAAAGGUUCGAGGGCCAGAAGUUGCAUUACUGACAGCUCGUAAAAUGCUUGCUCACUGGAAAUGCAUCUUUGAGAAGCAGAAUUCUGGCAGUAAUGAAAACAAGCGUCAGGACUCAGGCUUGGACAGCAUUUCCCUAAAUGGAGAGAUGAGAGACCGUGACACAAUCUCAGUGACCGGAAGCAUGGCAGGCACAAGUCAUGUUGAGCAGGCAUUGUCAGAGGUGGCAUCUUCUUUAUCCAGUUACCAGCCAAAACCAGGACCUCAGGGAGUGUGGCUCAUGCAGGUCACACUGUGGUUACUGACUGCAGAACUCUACCUGAAUCUCAAGCAACCUGCAGUGGCAAUGAAUUGUGUUAUGGAGGCAAAUGCCAUCUUUCCUCUUUUUCCCUCUCUCAUGUACAUGCGUGGUCUGAUUCAUGAAGCCAAGGGAGAAUUUGAAGAAGCUAAGCAGAGUUUCUUGAACUCUUUAUCCAUCCAACCAGGACAUGUGAGAAGCCUUCAGCACCUGGGAUUAGCCUACCUCCAGCUAGAUAGUCCCCGGUUAGCAGAACAAACGUUACGAGAAGCAGUGAGACUGGAUCCCUUUGACCAUCGUGUCUGGUACACACUUGGACAUGUGUUGGACCUUCUUGAAGAAACUGAGGCAGCUUGUGAUUGCCAUGCAAAAGCUCUUCAAUUAGAAGCCACAGCCCCUAUUCUCUCAUUCUCUGUGGUCUCUCUUGCCUUUGACUGAGGAAGGCUCCUCAUUAUUCUCAUUCUCUACUCCUUUCCUUAUUUUAAUUGACUUUGUUCUUCCUCUUGUCUCUCUGCUUCUGCAAAACCCAUACCCUUAUACUGUACUAUGCCUUGGUGCAUGGGUGGUAACUGAUCUCAGUGCAAUAUUAUGGAGUGGAUUAUAGUUCUAGUCAAGUUAUGGAAAAGUAUUUUUCAUGGUGCAUAUCAAUAUUCCCCUCAGAGUCAUUCCAUGCUGGUUUUCAUGAUCGAACACAAAUGCAUCUCAUUUGCCUCUGUUGCCAUAUUACCUCCAGAU